Messenger RNA from Fusarium falciforme, 738 nucleotides. Its product is annotated as PKS-ER domain-containing protein. NCBI's taxonomy places the organism in Eukaryota, Fungi, Ascomycota, Sordariomycetes, Hypocreales, Nectriaceae. Gene Ontology annotation, molecular function: oxidoreductase activity, acting on the CH-CH group of donors, NAD or NADP as acceptor. The record is from RefSeq and is a predicted model, not a curated record. The transcript has 2 exons. Bases 1 to 738 code for a protein of 245 amino acids.
AUGUCAACUGGCGUGAAUACACCAUUCUGGAUGCCGGCUCUCUUUGUGAUCGAGCCUCCGCCCGGUCUCAGUCCAACGCACUAUCUGGGAACCUUGGGCAACACUGGCCUCACAGCUUAUUAUGGCUUGGUUAUUGUCGGUGAAGCUCGCAAGAGUGAUAGAAUUGUCGUGUCUGGAGCUGCAGGCGCAACUGGAAGCAUGGUGGUACAGAUUGCAAAGAAGAUUGUUGGUGCCACCCAUGUGAUUAGCAUUGCUGGGAGUGAUGAAAAAUGCCGCUGGGUUGAAGAAUUGGGUGCUGAUAAGUGCCUCAACUACAAGUCGCCCCAUUUCGAACGCGACCUCUACGAGGCAACCAGUGCCGGGGUUGAUCUCUUUUACGAUAACGUAGGUGGGAGCAUUUUGGACAUGAUGCUUGCUCGCAUGUCGAGGCAUGGCCGCAUUGCUGCUUGUGGAGCAAUCUCGGAGUACAAUACUAGCAAUCCCUGUGUUCUCAAGCACUACUUUCACAUAAUAUCCAUGAGGCUACAGAUCAGAGGGUUCAUCCUAUUCGACUAUCCUCCUGCCGAAGCCCUGGAGGUGCAGAAUCUUCUUCAGCAAGCCAUUGUGGAUGGUAAGCUCAGUGUCUCGGAUGGAAAUGAGACCAUCGUCUCGACGACGUUCGAAGACGUGCCAAGGACAUGGCUGAGACUGUUCGAUGGGAAUAAUACGGGAAAGCUAGUCACGAGACUAGUGGAAUGA